Messenger RNA from Macroventuria anomochaeta, 942 nucleotides. RefSeq lists its product as uncharacterized. Bases 1 to 942 code for a protein of 313 amino acids. The record is from RefSeq and is a predicted model, not a curated record. NCBI's taxonomy places the organism in Eukaryota, Fungi, Ascomycota, Dothideomycetes, Pleosporales, Didymellaceae. The transcript has 4 exons.
AUGGCUGAGCCAAUACCUGCCGAGGAACAGUCCAAUUAUGAGACCUUCCGCGAUUGCAUGAGCGAACCUGUUAUGAAGGCACUGGCCCUGCCAGCCGAGAAAGAGAAGCCCAAGAAGAAAAGAAUGGCCAAGAAGAGUGCAAAGUACAAGCCAGUAGGCAUGUUCGCACCCGCCAAACCACAGGUCGAAAGCCCCAGCACAACCUCGAUCAGCGCUCCCUCGGCAACAGACGCCGAGGACUUGGGCGAAUUCAUCGACUACCUAAGCAGCCUCAUAUUCCCCUCGCUCCCCGCAGACCUGCGCACCCUCUCAUACCCUAAAUUCCGCGACUCGGCCACACUGCAAGACGCCUACACAACCCCCCUCUCAGCAUUAACAUACACACACCUCCUCUCCACCGUCCCACCCGACGCAAUCGACAGCCUAGAAUCCUACUUCCUCCUCCCUUCCCCCAGCGACACGCACGACGCCCACAACCUCCUCACGCCCGUAUUCACCUCAUACUGUCACACCGUCACACUGCCGCCUCCAAUCUGGGCGACAACUCGAACCUCGGAGUGUGAAUUGUGCGAGAGGGACUGGGUGCCGCUUACGUAUCAUCAUUUGAUUCCGAAGAGCACGCAUGAGCGGGUUAGGAAGAGGGGGUGGCAUGAUGAGGAGGUGUUGAAUAGUGUGGCGUGGUUGUGCAGGGCGUGUCAUAGUUUUGUGCAUCGGUUGGCGAGCAACGAGGGGCUGGCAAGAUACUACUUUACGGUGGAUUUGAUUCGGGAGGGAGGCGUGGACGGGGAUGAGGAGAAAGCGCAGGAGGUUGAGGGAUGGGUUAAGUGGGUCGGGGGUUCUACAAAGGGACGGGUCGCUGACGAGGUGUUGGCUAUGGAAAUAGCCGGCGUUGUGGGACUUGUCCUUCAGGCUGUUAUGCAAGAUACAUCGCCAUAUGUGUAG